UGAUCUGGUUCCACAGAGCGGCCUGAGCUGCCGGGCGCAGGGUUCAGGUCUGUGGUCCACAGCGUGGUGGGAGGGAGGAUCUGGCCUGCUAUAUAAAGCGCGAUCUGGCAGAGGAAGUGUGAGACGCCUGACAGUAAGCUGUGGAAUCACUUGCGAAAGAUGAUGAGCACAGGUCUGUGGGUGUUGGUGGGGGUGUUGGCGGGGUUCGCGUCCUGCUCCAUCACAUGUCCUGACGGGAAUGUCUGCUCGGACCACACCACCUGCUGCAUGACUAAGCACGGCUAUAGCUGCUGUCCUUACCCAAAUGCUGUGUGCUGCUCAGACUUGGCCCACUGCUGUCCUUCCGGGUUUUCUUGUAACCUGGCCACCCAGAUGUGCGAGAAACAAAACCAGCCGUGGAUGAACAUACCCAUGGUGGGGAAGGAGGCUGCAGAGGAACCAAGCUCUCCCGUCCGAGCUGCAUCGACCCUUCAGGAGCCCGAAGACAACCACGUCCCGGACCAACAGAGGAGUUCAGUCGUCUAUUGUGACAGCUACACCUACUGUCCCGAUGGCACCACCUGCUGCAGGCACCCAAAAGGCGCCUGGUUCUGUUGCCCUUACUCUCCUGGCAGGUGUUGUCUGGAUGGCUUCCACUGUUGCCCGUUUGGCUACGACUGUGAUUACACUUACACGCACUGUGUGAGGCAGGGCCUGAGGUACCCUUUCACCCCCAAACGUGCUCUGACUUCAGUCCCUGCCACUCGCAUCUCUGCUCCACAGGACAAGGGCAUCCUGCAAGAGCAGAGGCCAAUGACAGCUCUAACAGAAGCCAGCAGCAACAUCCAAGAGGCUGGAGUAAUUCGCUGUGAUUCCAACUUUUUCUGCUCAGAAGGGAUGAGUUGCUGCAAAGGAUCCAGUGGCCAAUGGACCUGCUGUCCUUACAAACUGGGCCAGUGUUGUGCAGACGGCCAGCACUGCUGUGAUCAUGGAUAUAGCUGCGACUCCACCUCCCUGUCAUGCAAGAAGUAGUUUUUUCAGAUUCCCUCAGCACCACAGGAACAUGCCAAAACAGACUGAGGACAUGUUGUUAAGUUUGUGCCCUGUGACAGCUUCUUUAUUAUUUAGGUACAUAUUCAAAUCACAAUGCAUCACAGCAUCAAUAGAGAAAAUUACCACAAACUACUGAAUUGCAUUUCAGAUGAGUGAUACUAUAUGCUUUAUCUGUUCUCACAAGAGGAUGGGAUAUCAGCUUUCAGUUUGGUAACCAGCUUAGCAAAAUUUCCUCCAACAGUAUCCACUGCUUUUGUGUAGUAAAGAGUUGAGAGUGUUUUUUUUUUUGAGACAGAUUUUUUUUUACUGAUUUUUUCUGUAAUGAAACAGAAAACACUUGCAAACAUUGGAACAUUUUUAAAUAAACAAUAUAAAAAAUG
This is a messenger RNA of Chelmon rostratus (copperband butterflyfish), 1412 nucleotides long. Its product is annotated as progranulin-like. Gene Ontology annotation, cellular component: extracellular region. The record is from RefSeq and is a predicted model, not a curated record. The transcript is spliced from 6 exons. Bases 160 to 1011 code for a protein of 283 amino acids. Lineage: Eukaryota; Metazoa; Chordata; Actinopteri; Chaetodontiformes; Chaetodontidae.